Messenger RNA from Perca flavescens (yellow perch), 4634 nucleotides. RefSeq names its product glutamate receptor 2. Gene Ontology annotation, cellular component: membrane. Gene Ontology annotation, biological process: monoatomic ion transport. NCBI's taxonomy places the organism in Eukaryota, Metazoa, Chordata, Actinopteri, Perciformes, Percidae. Bases 426 to 3146 code for a protein of 906 amino acids. Gene Ontology annotation, molecular function: ligand-gated monoatomic ion channel activity; signaling receptor activity. The record is from RefSeq and is a predicted model, not a curated record. The transcript has 20 exons.
CAGCCUUCAGACAGGCCUGUUGUGUGAUAUCAGGUCAAAUCAAUAGUUCGCCUAUAAAAAUGAUACCGAAUAGUAACUUAUGUGUUAGUCCUCCAGAAGGCUAUGCAUCUAUCAUGAUAACAUACCGCCUACUGCUAGCUUCCUAUAGCCUCAUUUUGCUCUCAUAAACGCUGUUUUACGUUUGGCUGUCGGCUGCUCUCGGUUCUUCCUCGUGCCUCAUCGGUAUUCCUGGGCAAUCCUCGGCGCGCGCCCCCAGUCCAGCAGCAGCAGCAGCAGCAGCGGCGGCCGCGGCACGCGCAUCUUCGGGGAGAGGAAAGAGCAUCUGCAGAGCUCUAGACGCUUCUGAGAAAUAGCUGGAAUGACGCCAUGAGCUCGCGCCGUGUGUGAUGGAGGAAACGUUUUGGUAGUUGGCGCUGCCGUGGCUGAUGUGGCGUCGCUUGAGGAGCCUCAACACCACCAUGAAGCUGCUGUUUGUGCUCGCGCUCUUAUGGCGCGAGGCGCUGUGCGGAUCUCCGAGCGUCCAGAUCGGUGGUUUAUUCCCCAGGGGUGCAGAUCAGGAAUACAGUGCAUUCAGAGUUGGCAUGUUUCAGUUUGGGAUGGCAGAUUUCAGACUUACUCCACACAUAGAUAACCUGGAGGUGGCCAACAGCUUUGCUGUCACUAACUGCUUUUGUUCCCAGUUCUCUCGAGGUGUCUACGCCAUUUUCGGCUUCUACGACAAGAAGUCUGUAAACACCAUCACAUCUUUCUGCGAGACACUCCAUGUCUCCUUCAUCACGCCGUCUUUCCCCGCAGAAGGGAUGAAUCAGUUUGUUCUCCAGAUGAGGCCGGACAUCAAGGGGCCGCUGGUUUCAUUAGUGGAGUACUACAAAUGGGAAAAGUUUGCCUAUCUCUACGAUAGUGAUAGAGGUCUUUCUACUCUUCAGGUAAUACUGGACACUGCAGCUGAGAAAAAAUGGGUUGUCACAGCGAUAAAUGUAGGAAACCUGAAAGAUGAGAGGAAGGAUGAAGCGUACCGCUCCCUGUUUCAGGACCUGGAGAUCCGUAAGGAGCGACGCAUCAUCCUGGACUGUGAACAAGACAAAGUCAAAGACAUCAUGGAACAGGUGAUCACUAUAGGCAGACAUGUGAAAGGAUACCACUAUAUCAUCGCUAACUUGGGUUUUGUAGAUGGUGACCUCUCUAAAAUCCAGUAUGGAGGUGCGAACGUGUCUGGGUUUCAGAUAGUAGAUUUUGAUGAUCCUGUGGUGGCAAAGUUUGACCAACAAUGGGAGGCCCUGGAAGAGAAGGAGUAUCCUGGAGCUGAUGCACGUAUCAGAUAUACAUCUGCCCUCACCUAUGAUGCUGUGCAUGUGAUGACGGAGGCGUUCCGCUUUCUUCACAAGCAGAGAAUAGACAUGAGUCGUCGUGGCAACAGUGGGGACUGUCUGGCCAAUCCAGCAGUUCCCUGGGCACAGGGGGUGGAAAUUGAACGUGCCCUCAAACAGGUGCGUGUAGAUGGUUUAACAGGGAACAUUCAGUUUGACCAGUAUGGGAAGAGAAUCAACUACUCGGUGACAGUCAUGGAGUUGAAGAACAAUGGACCUGUUAAGAUUGGCUAUUGGAAUGAGGUGGAUAAAAUGGUGGUGACAAAGUCCGACCUUUACCCCAACGACACGAUGGGAAUGGAAAACAAGACAGUCAUCGUCACAACUAUACUGGAAGCCCCCUACGUGAUGAUGAAGAAGAAUUCUGAGCUAUUUCAAGACAAUGACCGUUAUGAAGGUUACUGUGUUGACCUGGCCGCAGAAAUAGCAAAGCACUGUGGUAUACGCUACCAGCUAAGGAUUGUGGGAGAUGGCAAAUACGGAGCAAGAGAUGCAGAAACCAAGAUCUGGAAUGGCAUGGUUGGAGAGCUGGUGUAUGGGAAAGCAGAUAUAGCAGUCGCCCCUCUAACCAUCACUCUUGUCCGUGAAGAGGUGAUAGAUUUCUCCAAACCCUUCAUGUCUUUGGGAAUUUCCAUCAUGAUCAAGAAGCCGCAGAAAUCCAAACCAGGAGUCUUCUCCUUUCUGGACCCACUGGCCUACGAAAUCUGGAUGUGCAUUGUCUUUGCCUAUAUAGGAGUCAGUGUUGUUCUCUUUUUGGUAUCCAGAUUCAGCCCCUAUGAGUGGACUCUAGAGGAACCAGAGGACGGAGCGUUGCCGCUGACAACCGAAUCCACCAAUGAGUUUGGGAUCUUUAACUCCCUUUGGUUCUCUUUGGGGGCUUUCAUGCGGCAGGGUUGUGACAUCUCACCUAGGUCUCUGUCAGGUCGUAUAGUUGGGGGUGUGUGGUGGUUCUUCACUUUGAUCAUCAUCUCAUCAUACACUGCUAACCUGGCUGCCUUCCUGACGGUGGAGAGGAUGGUUUCUCCCAUCGAGAGCGCUGAAGACCUGGCCAAACAGACAGAGAUAGCGUAUGGAACCCUGGACUCUGGAUCCACCAAGGAGUUCUUCAGGCGCUCUAAAAUCGCCUUGUUUGACAAGAUGUGGCAGUACAUGAAAUCAGCAGAGCCUUCCGUCUUCGUCAAGAAAACGUCAGAGGGUGUCCUGCGUGUCAGGAAGUCCAAAGGGAAGUAUGCCUACCUGCUGGAAUCCACGAUGAACGAGUACAUCGAGCAGAGGAAACCUUGUGACACAAUGAAAGUGGGAGGAAACCUGGACUCCAAAGGCUACGGCAUCGCCACACCCAAAGGAUCUCCAUUAAGAAAUGCUGUGAACCUGGCGGUGUUAAAGUUGAACGAGCAGGGGCUGCUGGACAAACUGAAAAACAAGUGGUGGUAUGACAAGGGAGAAUGCGGCAGCGGAGGAGGGGAGAGCAAGGAGAAGACCAGCGCCCUGUCUCUCAGUAACGUAGCAGGAGUCUUCUACAUAUUGGUUGGAGGUCUGGGUCUGGCCAUGAUGGUAGCACUGGUAGAGUUCUGCUACAAGAGCCGUGCUGAGGCCAAAAAAAUGAAGGUGGCAGCCAACACCUUGUCGUCCCCCCAGCACACAGGAAACUACACACACACUUUGUCUUCUCCUCAACAUGCCCCCAACUUCAACCUGCUGUCCCCCAGCCACCAGCCAAACUACGCCACGUAUAAAGAGGGCUACAACGUUUACGGCAUUGAGAGUGUCAAGAUCUAACUCGGAUGAAAUUCACAGAUGCAAUGCGCUCCAAAGCUCGUCUAUCCAUCACAGGAUCGACCGGUGAGAAUGGUCGUGUCCCGGUGGCUUACCUCCGUCCAGGAUUACCCAUGAGCCUCAGCAUGACUGAUCUCUCCUGACCACACCCGAGCCAGUGCCUUACAGCCAAUCAACACACAUCGCCCCUCCCCCUCUGAAAGUGAGUGGAAAUGCUCGUCAUUUCCUUCGGUGACCAAUUACCACUCACCGUGGGUAAACUGCCCUGAUUUGCAUCCCGGAGUUUAGCCAAUCAUAUCUCUCUGAGGAUCUCUAAGACUGGACAUAUGUUGUCCUCCCUCCACUUGGCUGUCAGGCUUUAGCAAAGACCUGCCUAGUGAAUCACUCGACCAUCAGCGAGAACGAUUGCUGCUCAUUUACAAUUCAUGAAAAACAAUCAAGCACAGUGGACAGUUUUCUAAACAAACACACAUCAUUGUUUUGUAGAUUUUUGCCAUGGAGGCUAUAGAAAGUAAGGGCAACAGUGAUGCUGACGUUAACGCAAUAACAACAUUAAUCAGGGAUGGGAUCAGGAAUUGUGAGUAUAAAAGCAGAAUCUUGGUUUAAAUGAGUUUGAGUGCUAUAAACAAAACCUGACAUCCUGAAAAAUUGCAUCCAUGAAAUAAUAGUAAUUGUAAUAGCAAAUAAUGAUGUUUUUGUUCUUAAUUGUUUUCCUUAUUGCUAUCUGAGAAUCCCUAAUAAGUAGAGACUUACCUAACCCAAGAGAUGCAUGGACUGACACACAUAUAUAUACACACACACGCACUAUACACAGGGAUGGGCAAAAACGAGUCAAAGUGUAAGUUGAUACAAAAUAAUCCCAAUUUCUUUAAAAGCCCCCUUGUGUAGGAUUUGAGCAUUUCUGACUUUGACACACAGUGGUCACAUCAAAAAACAUCACCAUAUGCAACCUGUGGACGCUGACAAUAACAACACAUCGACUUCACUAGUUUGACUCUUUUUUUCUACAAAAAGCCAUCACAAACGUUUGAAAGACACUAUGAACACAUUCUUUUACCUUUUUAUGAUAAAUCACUCGUUCUGUAUAUGGACUGAAUUAUCAAACAAAUGCUCAAAAACAUUAACUUUACGAGUAUUCAUACAAAUGUACUACUUUAUUUGAUAAGUUAGCAUUUGGUUAAUGGUGUUACUGCUGUGCUUACGAUAUUAACAGCAUCCUAUUAAUAUGUUUUGUGGUGUUUAAACUUAAGUAUUACUGUAAAUGACUUUGACUCACUAGUCUACAUGUGGCUGUCGUUUAUGCUUAACACUCUUCUACCAUAUGAUAGUCACAUGGCAGAAGGAUAUUAUAGCACUUAUAGGUCGCGUGAAGUCAGUUUUUAUUAUCCAGUGUUAACAGCAUUACAUUGAAAGCUCUAGUGCGUAACUUUUUGAUAGUAAUGAACAUCCGUUACAUUCAAACCAUUGCCAAAUGAGUUGCUACAAAGCUAA